This is a messenger RNA of Microplitis mediator, 852 nucleotides long. RefSeq lists its product as uncharacterized. NCBI's taxonomy places the organism in Eukaryota, Metazoa, Arthropoda, Insecta, Hymenoptera, Braconidae. The transcript has a single exon. Bases 1 to 852 code for a protein of 283 amino acids. The record is from RefSeq and is a predicted model, not a curated record.
AUGUGUUCACUCCCUAGCCGCUCAUUCUCGGGACGCUUACCAUUCAAAUCGUCAUCUCAGGAGCUAGGUGAAUCUCGUCAUAUUGCGCAGCGUUGUCUCAAACGUCUCAACAAGCGUCUGUCUCAGGGCUCUGAACAUCAGAGUCAAUACACCGCAUUUCUCACCGAGCAUGGAGCCAUCGGACACAUGCAGCGAGUCUCAUCAUCAUCGCCUGAACUAUCUCAUGUUUAUUAUUUACCUCAUCAUUGCGUCGUUCGCGGAGACAGCGAAACGAACAAGUUGAGAGUCGUCUUUAACGGUUCAAGUAAAACAUCACCAGCCAGCUCUCUCAAUGAUCAUCUGCAUAUCGGUCCAAGCCUGCAAUCAAAGAUCUGUGAUGUACUUCUGUAUCUCAGAAGUCACAGAUACAUCUUUCUGACUGACAUCGUGAAGAUGUUUCGCCAAAUUCUCAUCCACUCUGAUGACAGGGAUUAUCCGCGCAUUCUCUGGACUGAAUGUGAUCUCACCGUAACUUAUCAGCUCAAUACAGUCACAUAUGACACUCGACCUUCACCGUAUCUAGCUGGCCCAGUUCUCAAGCAACUUCUCAUCGACGAAGGGUCUCAAUUUCCACUAGCAGUGGAACCAUUUCAUAAAGGCAGCUACGUUGACGACAUCGGCGGCGGUGCUGACAAUCUCAGCGAUCUCAACGACAUCGCAAGGCAUGUCGAAGCACUCUGCAACUCAGGUUGCCUCCCAUUAGCUAAAAGGAAGAGAAAUCAUCCUGAUUUUGGCAAAAUCUCAUCAUCACUCAGUCCAGAAGAUUCUCAUUCAUUCUCAGAUAAUAUCUCAAAAAUAUUGGGCCUCUCAUAG